This is a messenger RNA of Coffea eugenioides, 1980 nucleotides long. RefSeq lists its product as uncharacterized. The transcript is spliced from 3 exons. Gene Ontology annotation, molecular function: RNA-DNA hybrid ribonuclease activity; nucleic acid binding; ubiquitin protein ligase activity. Gene Ontology annotation, cellular component: cytoplasm; ubiquitin ligase complex. The record is from RefSeq and is a predicted model, not a curated record. Gene Ontology annotation, biological process: protein polyubiquitination; positive regulation of proteasomal ubiquitin-dependent protein catabolic process; ubiquitin-dependent protein catabolic process. NCBI's taxonomy places the organism in Eukaryota, Viridiplantae, Streptophyta, Magnoliopsida, Gentianales, Rubiaceae. The coding region runs from base 19 to 1725 and encodes 568 amino acids.
UUUCCCACCGCGCGAACGAUGUCGUCACGAAUAAACCUGGACAGUCCCGAUGACAACCUCCGAGCUAUGGCCACCGAGCAACGCCGCGAAAUCGCGGCGGCGAAAGACCUAGAAUCCGACAUGGACCUCGCCUUCCGUCUCCAACUCCAGGAAGCAAUCAACGCCUCCAUCUCCUUCGUGCCCUCCACCUCCUUCGUGCCCUCCACCUCAGCCGCGUCGCCACGAUCUCCCGCGCGAGAUUUGGCUAAACCGGACGGUUCAAAAGAUAAUGUCCCUGACCUCCAAUCGGUCGAGCUCUUAAAAUUCGAGCAAGAAAUAAAAGACCGGUUACUCUCCGAAGCUGAGUUUAAGAAAAUAAGAGACGAUCUCCACCGUCGGAUUCACGAUCAGAAAUUGGCCGAGGAGAUUGAUAACAUGCCGGAGGAUGAGUGGGAGGAAAUUGGGGGUAAUUUCGAGCGACCUUUUGGAGAAGGAAGUUCGAAGAGUGUGGGAAGCGAGAUUUUAAGGGUUUACUUUAAGGGUUUGGUGGAGAGUGAAGUUACGGUUAAGGUGAAGGAUAAUGUUGGUCGCUAUAAGAGUGGGGUUUUCAGUGGGAUUGGAGUGGCAAUUUGUGAUUCGAGAGACGAAUUGUUGUUUGAAGUGAGAAAACCGUUGUGUGCGAAUGGAAUCAAUCGGCGGAUUGCUGAGUUUAUGGCGUUGAUUGAAGGACUGAAUGCUGCACUGACGUUGGAAUUGCCAAGGAUUGUCUUUUAUUGCGACUAUUUUCCGAUAUAUCAAUUUGUUACUGGUCGAUGGAAUCCAAAGCAGCGGAAAAUUGAGGCAUUAGUUGAUCAAGUGACUCAGCUCCGAGAAAAAUUUACUUACUGCAUCCCAUCUUUAGUGGCUCGAAAUGAUGUAAAGUUUGCGUUUAAGCUUGCAAGAGAAGCAAUAGUUUCUCAGGUUAAUAGGUCUACAGACACUAGUGCUGAGGGGAGUUUAUAUGAGACGUGUAUCAUAUGUUUUGAGGAAAUGAGUAUUGACGAAAUUUUCUCUGUUGAUGGUUGUAUGCAUCGAUUUUGCUACUCUUGCAUGAAACAGCAUGUGGAGGUCAAGAUGCUUCACGGGAUGGUACCUAAAUGUCCUCAUGAAGGCUGUGAUUGUGAACUAAAAGUUGAUAGUUGCAGCAAAUUUUUGACCCCUAAGCUAGUUGAGAUUAUGAAGCAACGCAAGAAGGAAGCUUCAAUUCCUGUUACGGAGAAAGUGUAUUGCCCUUAUCCAAAAUGCUCAGCUUUGAUGUCGAAAGGCGAGGUUUCAGAAUAUUCUAGAAGUUCUGCCAUUGAUGUAGGAAGAUCUGGAUCCAGAAAAUGUAUAAAAUGUAAUGGCCUUUUCUGUAUCGACUGUAAAGUUCCUUGGCAUAAUAACAUGACUUGCUUUGCUUACAAGAAGAGAUAUCCUAAUCCUCCUGGAGAAGACCUCAAGUUAAAGACUCUGGCACAAAGAAAUAUGUGGCGUCAGUGUGUAAAAUGCAACCACAUGAUUGAACUUGCUGCGGGUUGCUACCACAUGACUUGCAGGUGUGGGUAUGAAUUCUGUUACACUUGUGGAGCUGAGUGGAAGGAGAAGAAAGCAACAUGCUCUUGUCCACUUUGGGAUAAUGUUCAUAUCAUUUAUGAUUCAGAUGAAGAGUUUGAUGAAGAUUCUGAAGAUGAGGAUUAUUAUGAAUCCGAUUCAGAUGAUUAUUACUGAACAAUCAGCUACUAUCACCGUCACCCGCACCCAUCCACGUACUCUUUGAGUUCAUUUAAUGAGUUUGUGAGUAGCAUCACAAUCAAUUGUGAUCCUUUUUUUUGGGGUGAGGGGAGGAGGAACAUCUGUAGGAAUGUAUCGUGACCUAGCCAUCUAGGUGCAUGGUCGCAGGAAAUGACAAAAUUAUUGUACAUAUGGUUGAAUUUUGUUUGGUUUAUUGUCGUUUCAUAAUGGUCUUGUUUUAUCACCUUCUAA